AUGUCGAACCAAUAUAUAGCCGCCCGGAAAGUCCACCAGAUCGCUUUCAAAGCUGCUCUUCGCAACCCCGCUCGUUCCGAUCUCUUAGUAUACAUGGUCAUGACACCAGAGCGGAGCUCCAAAAUGUUCAUAGCCAUGAAGUCGGCUAUGAACAUGUUGGUUGUGAUGGGGAAAGUCCUGGAGCACCAGAUACAAGGAGUCAAGAAAGACAAGCCAGGACUUGCGGAGAGAAGGAGCAAGUGGGACCAGGACCGCAAAACGCAGAGUGGAGGAGAGAAGCAGAGGCCAGACAACCGAAGGCGAUGA
Messenger RNA from Alternaria arbusti, 306 nucleotides. RefSeq lists its product as uncharacterized. The transcript has 2 exons. The record is from RefSeq and is a predicted model, not a curated record. NCBI's taxonomy places the organism in Eukaryota, Fungi, Ascomycota, Dothideomycetes, Pleosporales, Pleosporaceae. The coding region runs from base 1 to 306 and encodes 101 amino acids.